This is a messenger RNA of Corylus avellana, 2189 nucleotides long. It is a transcript of the gene ZF14, whose product is annotated as MATE efflux family protein. Gene Ontology annotation, molecular function: xenobiotic transmembrane transporter activity; antiporter activity. Lineage: Eukaryota; Viridiplantae; Streptophyta; Magnoliopsida; Fagales; Betulaceae. Gene Ontology annotation, cellular component: membrane. Gene Ontology annotation, biological process: xenobiotic detoxification by transmembrane export across the plasma membrane. The record is from RefSeq and is a predicted model, not a curated record.
GGCCUAAUCCCUCCAUGUAUAUAUAUAACCUAUCCUCCACACACCCGUUGCCAUAUUCAAAGCUCCCAACAAAACAAAACAACAGCACAAAACAGAAAGCCAUAUAUUUCAUCUCUCUCUUUCAACUUUCUUUUACCCACAAAAACUAUGUGUAAUCCAAAUCCUUCUUCUCCCUCUCUUCCACUCUCUUCCAAGAAAACCCACAACUUAAGUCUCAACAAACCUACGGAUCCUCAUGAACCAGAUACUGAAGCUGAAGAUCAACUUCAUAGGUGGCCAACACCUUCUGAGGCCUUGGAAGAAAUCAAAGCCAUAGGGAAAAUCUCAGGCCCUACAGCCAUCACAGGUCUUCUUCUAUACUCAAGAGCCAUGAUCUCCAUGCUUUUUCUGGGCUAUCUUGGGGAGCUCGAGCUCGCCGGAGGAUCGCUCUCCAUCGGCUUCGCCAACAUCACCGGCUACUCCGUGAUCUCCGGCUUGGCGAUGGGAAUGGAACCAAUUUGCGGCCAAGCUUACGGCGCAAAACAAUGGAAGCUUCUUGGCUUAACUCUGCAAAGAACAGUACUUCUCCUCCUAUCCACCUCCAUUCCCAUCUCUUUCAUGUGGCUAAACAUGAAGAGAAUCCUCUUGUGGUGCGGUCAAGACAAAGAAAUAUCAUCAGUUGCUCAUACUUUCAUCGUCUUCUCCAUUCCAGACCUCUUCUUCCUCUCACUUCUUCACCCUCUUCGAAUCUAUCUGAGGACUCAAAGCGUCACAUUACCCUUAACUUAUUGUUCUGCAAUCUCCGUUCUCCUUCAUAUCCCAAUCAAUUUCCUUCUUGUUGUCCAUUUCAAGAUGGGAAUUUCAGGGGUUGCAAUUGCAAUGGUAUGGACAAAUCUCAAUCUCUUCCUCUUGCUUUCUUCCUUCAUUUACUUCUCCGGCGUCUAUAAGAACUCGUGGGUAUCUCCAAGCACCGAUUGCGUCCGCGGAUGGUCGUCUUUGCUCGCCAUGGCCAUCCCUACCUGCAUCUCCGUUUGCCUUGAAUGGUGGUGGUAUGAGUUCAUGAUAUUGCUGUGUGGCCUUCUUGUCAACCCCAAAGCAACAAUUGCUUCAAUGGGAAUUCUCAUCCAAACAACAUCUCUUGUCUAUGUUUUCCCAUCAGCUCUCAGCCUUGGAGUUUCCACUAGAGUUGGGAAUGAAUUAGGCGCAAACCGCCCCGAAAAAGCCCGAAUUUCCACCAUCGUCUCCCUCGUUUGCGCCGUCGGAUUAGGCCUUGCAGCCAUGCUUUUCACAACCUUGAUGAGGCACCAAUGGGGUAAGUUCUUCACAACCGACGCCGAGAUUUUAGAGCUCACUGCAAUCGCAUUGCCCGUGGCCGGGCUCUGCGAGCUCGGAAACUGCCCGCAAACCACCGGCUGCGGCGUUUUGAGAGGCAGCGCGAGGCCGACGAUCGGAGCGAACAUCAAUUUGGGAUCAUUCUAUUUGGUGGGUAUGCCUGUGGCAAUCUUCUUGGGGUUUGUGGCGAAAAUAGGGUUCGCAGGGCUCUGGCUCGGGUUACUUGCGGCGCAGGCUUCAUGUGCUCUGCUCAUGCUUUAUGUUCUCUGCAACACCGAUUGGAUGAUUCAGGUAGAGAGAGCAAGGCAACUCACACAAACAUAUACCACGUCUCCUCCGUUGCCGGUAUCAUCAUCAUCAUCACCACCGGAGAUAUCUAACACUGAAGAAUCCGGCAAGAAGGCUAAUCUUGAAGAGAUAUUGUGCAUCAAUAAUGGCGAUGAGCUUCUGAUGAAGUCACCAUCACCAACAUCGCUUGAAACAGAGCCGCUUAUAUCUACUAGACAUGAUCAUAUAUAAUACUGUGUAACUGAUUGAUAUGGGAUGUUAACUUCACCAUUUUUCCCCAUCCCGGCCAUGUGAAAAUUAUUUAGAUUAAACCCUUUUCUUUUAAAAGUUGUUGUAUUAAUAAUAAUAAUAAUAAUAAUAAUAAUAAUAAACAUAGUAGAAUAGAAUCGAAACACUUUUGUAUUAUUUCUCCAAAUUGACAUUGUGUGUGUUUAUGUUGUCUGAGUGAGAGAGUGUGAGAGGUUAAGCUGUCGGUUGUUUUUGAGGCGUGGGAGGAAGAAUCUCUGCCUACCUUUCUUCUUGUUUCUUUCCAAAUUAGGCAAGCAUCUUGACUGCCUAAAAUGGAAAAAUUACCUUAAUACACUGUAAAC